AUGCAACCAAGACAAAGGGUAUCCUCCUUUGCUGUCUCAUAGGACAUGGUGGUGGCUAUGGGAGAAGCUGUAGUGCACACGAAGAUGAGUCAUCUGUACCUCUGGCUGGAGAUCUUGAUCAUUCUUUCAACAUGGCCCUUAACUGUGUAUGCUCAACACACUAGCCUCUCAGAAGUAGUGAUACCCUUACAGGUCCCAGGCAACAGAACAAUGUGGACUAUGGGAUGGCUGACCUAUAGCCUGCACUUUGGGGGCCAGAGACACUUUAUCUACAUGAAGGCCAAGAAGGUCUUGGUAUCCAGACAUCUCUCUGUGUUCACUUACACUGACCAAGGAGCUCUAUACAAGGACCAGCCUUUUGUCCACAAGAAUUGCUACUACCAUGGCUAUAUUGAUGGAGACCCAGAGUCCAUGGUUGCUCUCACCACCUGUUUUGGGGGCUUUCAAGGGAUAUUACAGAUAAAUGGCACAGUAUAUGAAAUCCAGCCCAAGAACCUUUCUUCCACGUUUGAACAUUUGGUUCACAAGAUAGACAGUGAGGAGACAAAAUUAAGUCCCAUGAAAUGUGCAUUAACAGUAGAAGAACUACGACGACAAGUGAACCUUCAAGAUAAUCACAAACCGACCUUGAUGCAAAGCCACUAUCAGGCAUGGUGGACCCAUAAGCGUUUUGUUGACCUGGCAUUGGUUGUUGACCAUGAGCGAAUUCGUUAUAAAAACCAUAAUAUUUCAAAUGUGUUAUUGGAGAUAUACAUCAUUGUUUAUGUAAUAAAUGAGAUUUAUCUUGCACUGGAUGUUGAGGUAGUUUUACAAGGAGUUGAGAUGUGGAAUGAAGAAAACCAAGUGAAAGUGGAUAGCAUGUAUAAGCUCCUAGAUGAUUUUUGUUCUUGGAAGACUGUGAACCUUAAUAACCGUGUUCAAAAUGAUAUUGCCCAUCUUUUUGUGAACCAUGAUUUUGGUAUCUACCUUGGUUUAGCUUUUGUUGGAUAUGUCUGUGUGACAUCUUAUAAUUGUGCAGUUGAUCGUCUCAUGGGAGAUGAUCUUUUUAACUUUGCAGCUAUUGUUGCCCAUGAGAUGGGUCAUAAUUUGGGUAUGAUUCAUGAUGAACUCCCAUGUAAAUGUGGAAGAGAAAGAUGUUUAAUGGAUGCAAUAGCUGGGGGCGCCACGAAGUUCAGUAACUGCAGUUAUGCUGCGUAUUGGGCAAAAUAUGCUACUACCAACUGCUUGCGCAAGGAAAAGAAGCCAAUAAGCCAACACAAAGUCAAGCACUGUGGGAAUGGUGUGGUUGAUGAUGGAGAGCAGUGUGAUUGUGGAUCUUUGUACACAUGUAGAAGAGAUCCAUGUUGUCAUUAUGGGUGCAUACUCAGAAAAGGGGCUGCUUGUGCUGUUGGGCUUUGUUGCAAAAAUUGCCAGAUCAUGCCAGCGGGCACAGUAUGUAGAAAAGAGAAUAAUGAGUGUGACCUUCCAGAAUGGUGCAAUGGGCAAUCAUAUGAGUGUCCUGAUGAUGUCUAUAUGCUUGAUGGGAGCCCCUGUAAAGAUGAUGGCUACUGCUAUGGAAACAGAUGCACUAGCCGAGAUGAACAGUGUCGACAAAUCUUUGGCAAAAAGGCCAGGAGUGCGGCUCAGGCAUGCUACCGAGAAGUCAACACCAAAGGUGACCGUUCUGGCAACUGUGGUAUAUCCAAAAGUACAUACUUAAGGUGUAAUGACUCAGACAUCCUCUGUGGGAGAGUUCAGUGUGAGGACGUAACAGCUAUUCCCUUUCUGGAACAGCAUUCCACUGUACACUGGACCCACUUCAAUGGUGUCACCUGUUGGGGGACUGACUACCAUUUUGGGAUGACAAUACCUGACAUUGGUUCUGUGAAAGAUGGCACAGGCUGUGGUCCAGAGCAUAUGUGCAUUAAUAAGAAGUGUGUGAACAAUUCAAUGUUGGCAAGCAAUUGUUCAUCAGAGACUUGCAAUAUGAACGGCGUGUGCAACAAUUUACACCACUGCCACUGCAACCUUGGGUGGGAACCUCCACAUUGCCUGGAGAGUGGCUCUGGAGGGAGUCUGGACAGUGGCCCUCAUACACCUCAUAUAGACGAGAAAACCAAGGAAAGUACAGAAAUAAUGAUUUUUCCUUGGGUUUUUGUGAGAGGGAUCCACACUGUGUGGGGCACAGGUGGGUCCGAUCCCUGGCCUCCCAGCCAACCUACAGAAAAAUCCCGAGAAACAGCCUACAUUAAUGGCCUUCUUGAGAAGGACUGUGGGUUAUCUGUGCAAGUUUGGGCUCUCACCGCCUGUCGACUGCUCGCCAGAUCCAAGACAGGAAGUUGCAGGCGGACAGAGCUGAAUCGCAGCACCAGACACAAUCCACAUUAG
This is a messenger RNA of Acomys russatus (golden spiny mouse), 2367 nucleotides long. Its product is annotated as disintegrin and metalloproteinase domain-containing protein 25-like. Gene Ontology annotation, molecular function: metalloendopeptidase activity. The transcript has 2 exons. Gene Ontology annotation, biological process: male gonad development; proteolysis. Gene Ontology annotation, cellular component: sperm head plasma membrane; plasma membrane; external side of plasma membrane. NCBI's taxonomy places the organism in Eukaryota, Metazoa, Chordata, Mammalia, Rodentia, Muridae. The record is from RefSeq and is a predicted model, not a curated record.